This is a messenger RNA of Parnassius apollo (apollo), 996 nucleotides long. Lineage: Eukaryota; Metazoa; Arthropoda; Insecta; Lepidoptera; Papilionidae. The record is from the annotation of a GenBank genome assembly.
AUGAAGGCAUUGGUAGCUAUAUUGUUGUGCGCAGCGACAUGCGUGUCUGGCAGCGCAGUCUCGUGGCCCGGGGCGGCAGUGGCGUACUCAACUCCACUGGUGAAUACUCUGGUCCAACCAGCUACUACAAAGGGCUUCGCGUACUCUACAACACAAUAUAUUAACGCAUUACCAGCACACUAUUCGUAUGGAAUACGACCACAAUAUGCGUAUCAAAUUCCGCAGGUGACAGCUUUUUCACCUUUGCCUGGCCAGCCAGCAUUAUACCCAGUAGCGAGUGCUUCGUAUAUUCCAGCAGGCAGUCUCAUUUAUCCUCAAUUACAACCAGCCACUCCCAGUCAACCUGGAUCGCCUAUACAAGGUGCUCCAAGCACUCCAGCUCAGCCAAGUAAUCCGGCUGCCAUUUCCUCAGAGCAACAAGCAGGAGACACGGAUACAACUGUUAUAGAGUCGGCAGAAUUCGCAUCUCGGCAACAACAAGAUCAGCAACAAACAUCUGGUUCUGAGAGUUCUGGACAAACACAAUCAUCGGAGAACGCACCGUCUUAUGCAGCAAACCAACAAAAAACUCAAUUUACUUCGUUAACUCAAAUUCCUCAGUCAUUUGGGUUCCCACAGUUCCCACAACAGUCACAGCUUCCACAGCCUCCCCAAUUGCCAUCAAUCCCACAGCUUCCUCCCUGGCAGGGAGGUCCGUCUUUACCUCAGAUACCGCAACUUCCAUCGAUUCCAAAGUUCCCUCCCUUACAGGGCAGUCCAUCUUUGCCUCAGAUUCCGCAAAUUCCAUCGAUUCCCCAGUUACCUCCCUCACAGGGAGGUCCAUCUUUGCCUCAGAUCCCGCAACUUCCAUCGAUUCCACAGUUCCCUCCUUCACAGGGAGGUGCCUCUUCACCACAGUUCCCACAAUUCCCAUCAAUCAUCCCAAAUUUUCCAUCAGCAGAUAAUUCUAACAAAGGUCUAAAUGAUGAAGAUGCAGUUACAGUGGAGUCCGCCUAA